AUGUUGCCCAGGCUUGGUUUUGCGAGGACUAAUAGGUCCAUGCAACGAUUCAAGAUGACCCAGGUUUCUAAACCAUUUUUCCAUUCUAGCGAAGUCGGUAAGCCAAGGCCAUUGCAGAGAUCAUCGAAAUCCUACACAGCGGUAUUCAAGAAAUGGUUUGUCAGAGGUUUAAAGCUAACUUUUUACACUACGUUGGCCGGCACUCUGUAUGUGUCGUACGGGCUGUAUAAGGAAUCGAACCCGCCCAAGCAGAUUCCCCAGUCUGCUACUUUUGCUAAUGGCUUGAAAAAGAAAGAGCUGGUCAUUUUGGGCACAGGUUGGGGCGCCAUUUCUCUUUUAAAGAAACUGGACACAUCUUUGUACAACGUGACCGUGGUGUCACCAAGAAGCUUCUUUUUGUUCACUCCGCUGUUACCUUCUACACCCGUAGGAACCAUAGAGAUGAAGUCUAUUGUUGAACCUGUUAGGUCCAUUGCUAGAAGAACGCCUGGGGAAGUCCACUACAUUGAGGCGGAAGCAUUGGACGUUGACCCCCAAGCAAAAAAAGUGGUGGUGCAAUCGGUGUCUGAGGACGAGUAUUUUGUUUCCACCUUGAAUUAUGACUAUCUUGUCAUCGGUGUAGGAGCUAAGACUACGACUUUUAAUAUUCCUGGAGUUUAUGGGAACGCCAAUUUCUUGAAAGAGAUUGAAGAUGCUCAAAAUAUCCGUAUGAAACUAAUGAAAACCAUAGAACAAGCAAGCUCAUUUCCCGUAAACGAUCCAGAAAGGAGACGUUUAUUAACAUUUGUUGUUGUUGGUGGCGGGCCCACGGGUGUGGAAUUUGCCGCAGAACUGCAAGACUAUAUCAACCAAGAUUUAAGGAAAUGGAUGCCCGAUUUGAGUAAAGAAAUGAAAGUUAUUUUGAUUGAAGCUUUGCCUAAUAUUUUGAACAUGUUCGAUAAGACUUUGAUCAAGUAUGCAGAGGACCUUUUUGCUAGAGACGAGAUUGACUUGCAGGUAAAUACUGCCGUGAAAGCCGUCGAACCAACCUACAUCCGCACUUUGCAAAACGGCCAAAAAGCCACCGAUAUCCACUACGGAAUGCUUGUUUGGGCAACCGGGAACGAACCGAUAGAGUUUUCAAAAACACUGUUGGAUAGGAUACCAGAACAAUCUAAUAGGCGCGGUCUGCUAAUCAACGAUAAGCUGGAGCUACUAGGAGCCGAGGAUUCUAUUUAUGCCAUUGGUGACUGUACUGCACAUACAGGUUUUUUCCCUACUGCACAAGUUGCUCAUCAGGAAGGUGAAUACUUAGCCAAGAUCUUGGAUAAAAAAUUACAAAUAGAACAGUUAGAAUGGGACAUGCUGAAAAGUACUGAUGAUGCUAAAGUAUCACGCCUGCAAAAGGAAAUCAACUUGAGAAAAUCCAAGCUAGAUAAAUUCAACUACAAGCAUAUGGGAGCCCUUGCGUAUAUCGGGUCCGAAACCGCAAUUGCAGACCUACAUAUGGGCGAUUCAUCAUACCAACUGAAAGGUAUGUUUGCAUUCUUGUUUUGGAAAUCUGCUUAUUUGGCUAUGUGUCUCUCCAUCAGAAAUAGGAUUUUAAUUGCCAUGGACUGGACCAAGGUUUACUUCCUUGGAAGAGAUUCCUCCGUGUAG
This is a messenger RNA of Saccharomyces mikatae IFO 1815, 1638 nucleotides long. It is a transcript of the gene NDE2, whose product is annotated as NADH-ubiquinone reductase (H(+)-translocating) NDE2. Bases 1 to 1638 code for a protein of 545 amino acids. The transcript has a single exon. Gene Ontology annotation, molecular function: NADH dehydrogenase activity. NCBI's taxonomy places the organism in Eukaryota, Fungi, Ascomycota, Saccharomycetes, Saccharomycetales, Saccharomycetaceae. The record is from RefSeq and is a predicted model, not a curated record.